Messenger RNA from Exophiala dermatitidis NIH/UT8656, 2601 nucleotides. RefSeq lists its product as uncharacterized. NCBI's taxonomy places the organism in Eukaryota, Fungi, Ascomycota, Eurotiomycetes, Chaetothyriales, Herpotrichiellaceae. The transcript has 2 exons. The record is from RefSeq and is a predicted model, not a curated record. Bases 1425 to 1877 code for a protein of 150 amino acids.
GGUGCCCUUGGCCGACCGUCGGAUGAUGUCCUGCAACUUCAACCUGGCACUUUCAUUCGAGGAGAUUCGAGAAGCUGACGAAAGCACACUGCACACUGUCGGAGGAUGAUGAUUGUGAGUGUCGAACGGCACGGCACGGUAGUGCUUGGUGCUGCAAGUGUUCGUUUUGGUCUACGAUCAGCUCAAGCUUACUCCCGCGAAUGCUGCUCUGAAAGUUAUGGGCUGCGUUAUGGGUGGGUGGAUGGUUGAAGUAUCGGCUGAGGGAGUUGGAGUCGAAACGGUCAGUGAACUUGAGGUGCAGUGCAGCUGAUGAUGGCAGACUUCGUGCGGUGUCAGGUACCCGAUAUCUACGGGCACUGUGCGGCCAUGACACCCGUUGUUUGUAAGUUGCUGACUAUCCCAAAGCACUAUACCCUGAUUGAUGCAGUACUUGUCUGAGCGCACUGCGAGAAUAGCAGCAUAUAACGACCACAGCACCAUAAAUCAAGUCAGAUAUAUGCCUGAGAUUGAGCCAGUGCUGCCUGUGGUCAUGGUGGUGACGGCCGCAGUCUCCGUCUCACUGUCAGAGAUCCGUCGGUGACCCAGUCCACAGUAACUGCAGUGGAUGCAAUAGCGCUGUCACUGUCUAGAGCCGCCUAUGAGAAGCCUAUAAGACCCCAAGCGGUGAGGACAGGACUGUGGCAUAUUAUGCGCAGAACAACAAAGAUUGGGCUUACAUUUGUGUCGUUCAUGUUAUCUGUCUCCUUUCUUGAGCCAACUCUUGGAGCAAUAGUUGGAUAUUGUAGAGUUAGAGACGACCUUGGCUGGCGUUUGUCUAAGCAGUCUCUUAUUAAUAUUCUGAUGAUUCCAAAGGUAGGGGAGGUAAUAGCAGGAGAGUUCACACACACACACACACACACACACACAUAUAUAUAUAUAUAUAUCUGAUACACGAACGCCUUGCGUCUAACACUAUGCCUGGACUGCACCGCCCUGCAUAUUGCUCACCUCAAUAUCCUGGACAGCGCAAUAUACUGGUACAGUACCUAUGUCAACGACGGCAGAUUAUCUACAAACAGUUCAAUUUGUGCGGUGAACACUGCAGCUUCGACCUCGUCCACCGUCCCCAUUUCCACUACUGUCUGCUGCAAGUUCCUUAGGUAGGUGCCAGCCAUCCGGACUAUUCCAGCACACCGCUUCCUCAAUCGCCGGAUGCCCCAUCAGCUUGAUUGUAGUGCAUGCUGCACUGUGCUGUAUGCGCUGUUCAAUGCCCCCUCAGGGACACCAGCUCUAGCAUCGAACGGUGCCAGUGCCUUCGCCGACAUGGAAGCAUGUGCUUUUCCAUCGUCGACUGUUGAUGACGACUAACCCCCCUGGAGCACGGCCAAAGUUACACGGCAUUCAGAUGCCUGCAUGAAUACGCGCAUCAGGUGUGUAACAAAGGCAUGACUGGGUGCCGGGUGCGAUAUAGGCCAAGAGAAACUGGCUCGCAGCGUCAUCAUCAUCACCGCAUGCCCAUUUACCGACAGCUACAUAUCCUCGAUUCAACACGGUACUCGUGUCGGCCCUCAGCAGAUCGUCGACCAGCAUGCUUGUUCGAUUCGGUUAUCCUCCGUCCUGCUCCGCUUAAGUGUUGCUGCGCCAAAGAGAGCCAUUCCUCCGCGUUGGAGGAGGGCCGUAGAAGUCAAUGUUUGGCAACGGAUUCAUGUCUGUCGCGAUUUCCCGGACCUGUCCUGAGGAUCUGCCGGCACCAGAUGCCACAUCAGAGAUACUUCAUCGGUAAGACAUCUUCGCGACCAUCCAUUUGCUUACACUUCCUAUCAACCCGCUGCAGGUUACCGAUGCAGUGGCGAGGGUGCCAGGGGCCGAGCUUCCACGCUCGAACAUGGCAUGGUUGACAACUUGACACUAUGGCCGGUUGUGCGACGUCUCUAGUCCAGACCCCCUGGCCCAAGCUGCUGUAUCGGUGCCACCGCUGAUUGCCGGAUAUGCAUCAUGCUCGAUACAAUAUUGUCUUUCGAGCCUUUAUAACCACUCGAUGGAGCACGAGUGACGGGAUAUUUGCCCAAAGCCACGAACUUCAUGGUCUGAAAUGGACUACUUCUUUCGGUUGGGCAUUGUGCAGACGGGAAGUUGCCGUUGCCAGGCAAGCAGGGUGAGCGUCGGCGAUAUUCUUCCAGCCUCGUGGCAUGUGAAAAACGGGAUUGAUUCCAAUGCAAAUGCCAUGAACUGUGGAUGAGUCAGUGUCACGCCGGGUCUCGAGUACUGUCCUUCCGCUGUGCUUCAGAUCACACCCUGAGCCGUGUUCGUCAAUAUCUGCGCUGGCGGCUGGCAGAAUAUGUGACAAGAUAUGAUUACUCGUUAGGGGUUGAGCGAGGAGCAAUUUGGAUGCCCAUGCAUGAACAUGAUAAUCACAUGGUCCUCAAUUUCAAGCUAGGGAUGAGUUUGCUUUACGGCGGCUGUCGCUCGUAAGUACAGGUAGAAGAUUCAGUAAAGGCGUGCGACAGAGGAGCACUCAGAAGAAACCAAAUAUUGGAAUCAGUGGCCGCUUUCUCACGAAGUGUUAUACUCUAAUCCUAUAUAUCCAACACCGGCUGCACGGCCAUUGAUUCAAAAUGUUGC